Molecule: messenger RNA, 1232 nt
Organism: Cyprinodon variegatus (sheepshead minnow)
Lineage: Eukaryota; Metazoa; Chordata; Actinopteri; Cyprinodontiformes; Cyprinodontidae
Gene: cdkl1
Product: cyclin dependent kinase like 1
Exons: 9
Coding region: 55-1113 (352 amino acids)
Biological process (GO): protein phosphorylation
Cellular component (GO): nucleus
Molecular function (GO): cyclin-dependent protein serine/threonine kinase activity; ATP binding
Source: RefSeq, a predicted model, not a curated record
UGCAGAGUCGCUCCUGCCUCCCGGUUUGUUGUCCCUCACUGCCUGACUCGGACGAUGGAGAAGUACGAGAGGAUAGGGAAGAUUGGCGAGGGCUCCUAUGGUGUUGUCUUCAAGUGCAGAAACAGGGACACCGGACAGAUUGUUGCCAUCAAGAAGUUUGUAGAGUCUGAGGAUGAUCCCAUCAUCAAAAAGAUCGCACUGAGGGAGAUCAGGAUGCUGAAGCAACUGAAGCACACCAACCUGGUGAAUCUGAUUGAAGUGUUCAGAAGGAAACGGAAGCUUCACCUGGUGUUUGAAUACUGUGAUCACACCGUCCUCAACGAGCUGGACCGCCAUCCAGCAGGCAUCCCGGAGCACCUGGUCAAAAGUAUAACCUGGCAGACGCUUCAAGCCGUCAACUUCUGUCACAAACAAAAUUGCAUUCACCGAGACGUCAAGCCAGAAAACAUUCUCAUCACCAAACACCAAGUCAUCAAACUCUGUGACUUCGGCUUUGCCAGGAUUCUCACCGGCCCGUGUGACUACUACACGGACUACGUAGCGACUCGCUGGUAUCGGGCCCCAGAGCUGCUGGUUGGGGACACCCAGUACGGGGCCCCUGUCGAUGUGUGGGCAGUUGGGUGCGUGUUUGCGGAGCUGCUCUCUGGGAUUCCUCUGUGGCCCGGGAAGUCGGACAUGGACCAGCUUUACUUGAUCCGGAGGACUCUGGGAGAUCUGACUCCUCGACAUCAGCAGGUUUUCAGCAACAACCAGUUCUUCUGCGGAGUUUCCAUCCCUGAGCCACCAGAGAUGGAACCUCUGGAACAAAAAUAUCCAAAUCUCUCACAUCAAACUCUGAGCCUUAUGAAGAGCUGUUUGAAAAUGGACCCGUCUGAGCGGCUGACCUGUGAGCAGCUCCUACGCCACCCCUACUUUGACAGUAUGAGAGAAAAAAGCGAGAGCACGUCUCGAGAACUGGAUCGUACCAACUACAAGAGGACCCGUCUACCUCGUAGACACCUUCCCCCCGGGUAUUUGCCACAGUUGACCAGCAGCAGCAUCUUUCCAGCCCUGGACAAUAAAAAAUACUACAACAACCUGCGCAAGUUUAACUACCACCUCCCAAACAUCUAAGAGCUGCGAUGCUGAUCAGAAGUUAAGCUGGACGACUGCAUUUUCUGAACCGCUCAGGAAAUAAAGCACUCUAGAAUAUAGUUUAUUAGCAUUAUAAUGAUUUAAAAAAACAGUUUCAG